AUUACUAAGUUAGUAUCCAAGAUAGAUGGUUAAACAAAGCAUGGUUGCAGCUGCAGGAAAUUGUGCGUCAACUUUUCAAGGUUAAUUUUGCUUUACUUGCAGUUGCACGCAAGGAUCAUUAAAUAUUCCAGGAACAUUCGUAUAAACCCACUGUUGAGCUAAAUAAUUAUCUAUUUAAAUAAUAAUUGCAGCUGUGUUGUGUUUGGUAGUUCUGCCAUAUGCUACCUUAGGCAACUUCCUAGCACCUAACCAUACAUGAGUGAAGUAAUCAUUAUAAGCUUAAAUAUACCUGUAUUUAUAUCCUUGUUCUAAGCUAAGCUGAUCGUUCCCAAUCUUUAUGGAUCCAUCAAGAAUUUCCAUCCGUCCUUUCAAGCUUUCUGAUGUUGACGAUUUCCUAAAAUGGGCAAGUGAUGAUAGAGUAACCUCAAACCUGAGAUGGAACUCCAUUACCACUACAGAAGAAGCACUAAAACACCUCAAAGAGGUUGCCAUAUCCCAUCCAUGGCGCCGAUCUAUAUGUUUGGAUCAUCGUUCAAUUGGAUGUAUCUCCAUUUGGCAAUACUCCGGUGAUGAUAGAUGCAGAGCAAACAUUGGAUAUGCAGUAGCUACCGAGUAUUGGGGACAAGGGAUAGCCACAAUUGCACUGAAGAUGGCUCUGUCUAGUGUAUUUCAAGAUAUACCUGAAUUGGUAAGACUUGAAGCUCUUGUAGCAGUAAAGAAUAAGGGAUCUCAAAGGGUAGUAGAAAAGGUUGGAUUCUCGAAAGAAGGUCUGUUGAGAAAAUACACGUUUUGUAAAGGUGAAUUUAGGGAUUUGAUUAUCUAUAGUUUUCUGUCAACAGAUAAGAUUUUGUAAUUCAUCAGACGAAAGCACGCUUCUAACAAAAAAUCAUAAAACUAGUAAUAUAUAUGGUUGUCAUUUCCUUUCUA
Molecule: messenger RNA, 927 nt
Organism: Jatropha curcas
Lineage: Eukaryota; Viridiplantae; Streptophyta; Magnoliopsida; Malpighiales; Euphorbiaceae
Molecular function (GO): acyltransferase activity, transferring groups other than amino-acyl groups
Source: RefSeq, a predicted model, not a curated record